AUGCAUCAGCAGCAAAGUGCUAUUAUCAAAGAUAUUUGUUUAUCACUUUUUAAAGUAUUUCUGAAAGUUCCUGAAAUAAAAGCAAACAUAGAGGAUAAUAUCGCAGAUAUCUAUGAUGACUUAAAAGAUGAUGUAAUAUUAAAGAAUUAUAAUGAUACUGUCAAAGAAGAGAUUUUAGAUGAACCUGAUUCUGAAUCUGAAGAUGCCAGAUUAUUCAAAUAA
This is a messenger RNA of Funneliformis mosseae, 222 nucleotides long. The record is from the annotation of a GenBank genome assembly. Lineage: Eukaryota; Fungi; Glomeromycota; Glomeromycetes; Glomerales; Glomeraceae.